This is a messenger RNA of Hippocampus comes (tiger tail seahorse), 1184 nucleotides long. It is a transcript of the gene sftpba, whose product is annotated as surfactant protein Ba. Gene Ontology annotation, cellular component: lysosome. NCBI's taxonomy places the organism in Eukaryota, Metazoa, Chordata, Actinopteri, Syngnathiformes, Syngnathidae. The record is from RefSeq and is a predicted model, not a curated record. The transcript has 10 exons. The coding region runs from base 89 to 892 and encodes 267 amino acids. Gene Ontology annotation, biological process: sphingolipid metabolic process.
GUCAAAUAAAAGCUGCAUUUUGAGCCUCUUUGUACAUAUCUGAGUUUCGGGACGCCAUUGACCCACUCAUAGCCAAAUUCAAGAGAGGAUGAACUCAAUCACGUUUGCGUUGUUUCUCUUCACUGGGCUACAAGGUUGCGCUCUGACCGCGGAGAGUGAUGGCUUCUUGAAUAACGGACCGGAUGCGCUGAUGACAGCUGGGAGUCCCUGUGAGGACUGCACAAAAAUAAUCAACCUCUUUGUCGACCUGCUUUCCAACGCAGACCUCCAGAAAAAAAUAACGCUUGGCAUCAACCAGCUGUGUGACCAUCUGCCCGGGAAAGCCGGUGUGGCUGAAUUAUGCAAGGAGGAGGUGGACAAGAUCCUUCCAGUGGCCAUCAGCUUGAUCACUGUCAUAGCAAGCCCCCGGGACAUCUGCAAAAUCACUGGGCUGUGCGGCUCAGACGACCAGCAGAAAACGUUGGGCUCUUUGCUCAACGAGGCGCUCCAGCUUGCUCCAUUGCAAGCAAAUGGGAAGCCAACGUCGCCGUGCUCAUUCUGCAUUUUUUUCAUCAAGACACUGGAUGACUUGCUGCCCAAAGAGAGGACUGAGGAGGCCGUGGUGGAGCUGAUGGAGGACGUCUGUCACAUCAUGCCCAUCUCCUACCGUAAUCAGUGCCAGUUUGUCAUCGGCACAUUCAGCAAGACGCUGCUGGACGCCCUCCUAAGCUUUGCCACCCCGAAGGCCAUCUGCACACUCAUCCGCCUGUGCAAGAGUCAGGAGGGUCCUCCCGUUGACCCCUGCACUUUGGCAACCUACAGGUGCAGGGACCUACCAACCUCUCUGAAAUGUGGGACUCUGUUCUACUGUCAAAGAUUUGCCUGGAAACCCCUCAGCUACAACACUCUUUGAAGACUUGUCAGGCUGGAAUUGUGAGUCAUCACCUGUCUGAGCCAGGUGUUGCGGUUAAAGAAACUACAAAUGGCCUCUGUCUCUUGACUCCUGAUAUUCCUGCUAUGCUUUUCAGGUUCUGAACAGAAACCUCAAGGCAUUGUGUGUGCUUUUCUCACUCUCUGUGGAUUGGUUUGGGAGCGCGUGGCUCAGAUAAGAUCAUGAACUACAGAUUUUGUACUCGUAACAUCUUUUAUCCAAAGCUGUAAUUGUUUGCAUCAAUUGUUGAGUAAAAAAAAAAAAAUAAAAAUCA